Messenger RNA from Hemicordylus capensis (graceful crag lizard), 2650 nucleotides. RefSeq names its product zinc finger protein 883-like. Gene Ontology annotation, molecular function: RNA polymerase II cis-regulatory region sequence-specific DNA binding; DNA-binding transcription activator activity, RNA polymerase II-specific. The transcript has 3 exons. Gene Ontology annotation, cellular component: nucleus. The coding region runs from base 458 to 2101 and encodes 547 amino acids. NCBI's taxonomy places the organism in Eukaryota, Metazoa, Chordata, Lepidosauria, Squamata, Cordylidae. Gene Ontology annotation, biological process: regulation of transcription by RNA polymerase II. The record is from RefSeq and is a predicted model, not a curated record.
CCGCUGUUGAGAAGCAAUGCUUUCCCGAGGCAGAACUUAACACUUUGGCUCCUUUGUCUUCUGUGGUGACAUGCUUACCUGCCUGCUAGCUUGAAGCCCCAAAAUUAAAUGGGCAUGUUUGGAGAUCACAUCCGAGGUAUAUAUAUUAGUGCAGGGGGUUGCAAUUUGCAAGCAUUCCUCCAAUCAGAAACUCUUAUCUCCCUCUCUGUGAUUCUAGCAAUUCCUACUUCUAUGAGGUUUGAUGCUCCAAGCUUUUCAGUGGAAGAUGGUUCUAUCUUUCGGGCAUAGGUCUGGGAGUUUAUGUCAGUGAGUGAGUGAGGCCAAAGCCGCUUUAGAUAAAUAGAUAAUAGUGAGCUGCAAACUGGGGGUUAACGCUUUUACAGGGCUCAAAGCAGAGGAGAGAGUGGCUGGUUGGACUUUCCAUACAAAAUUAUCUUCAGCACAUGACAGUUGGAAGAUGAAAAAUGGGGGGAAACCCAGGAGAGGAUUGUUAGGAGGUCACAGACGGAAAAAGAGAAACCAGAAGAGACUAAAACCUGGAGCAGAAGGGAAGAGCAGGAGUGGAUCACCUGCUGUUCAGCAUGAAAUCCAAAACAUAAUGAAUCAAGGAAGAGAGAAAAGCCUGUGCCCUCCUCAUAGGAAAGGCUUGAGUCUUGAGCCAAGCUUUGAACCUCAGUGGGAAAUGCACACAGAGGAGAAACAAUGUGAGAGCUUGGAGUGUGGAAAUGGCUUCAGCAGGGGUGAAGCUCUUACUCUGCACCAUAGAACCUUCACUGGGGAGAAGACACAUAAAUGCUCUGUGUGCGGAAAGAGCUUCAGCCAGAGUGGACAUCUUAAAAAACAUCAUAGAACCCACACUGGGGAGAAACCAUAUGAAUGUUUGGAGUGUGGAAAGAGGUUCAGCCAGAGUGGACAUCUUACAUUACACCAUAGAACCCACACUGGGGAGAAACCAUAUGAAUGCUUGGAGUGUGGAAAGAGGUUCAGCCAGAGUGGGCAUCUUACAUUACACCAUAGAACCCACACUGGAGAGAAACCAUAUGAAUGCUUUGACUGUGGGAAGAGAUUUAGGGACAGUGGGCAUCUUACAUUACACCAUAGAAAUCACACUGGGGAGAAACCAUAUGAAUGCUUGGAGUGUGGAAAGAGCUUCAGCGUAAGGGAAGCUCUUACAGUACACAAUAGAACCCACACUGGAGAGAAACCAUAUGAAUGCUUGGAAUGUGGGAAGAGGUUCAGCCAGAAUGGACUUCUUACAUUACACCAUAGAAGCCACACUGGGGAGAAACCAUAUGAAUGCUUGGAGUGUGGGAAGAGCUUCAGCCAGAGUGGACAUCUUAAACAACAUCAUAGAACCCACACUGGGGAGAAACCAUAUAAAUGCUUGGAGUGUGGAAAGAGCUUCAGCCGGAGUGGAGAUCUUACAUUACACCUUAGAACCCACACUGGGGAGAAACCAUAUGAAUGCUUGGAGUGCGGAAAGAGCUUCAGCAUAAGGGAAGCUCUUACACUACACCAUAGAACACACACUGGGGAAAAACCAUAUGAAUGCUUGGAGUGUGGAAAGAAGUUCAGCCGGAGUGGACAUCUUACAUCACACCAUAGAACCCACACUGGGGAGAAACCAUAUGAAUGCUUGGAGUGUGGGAAGAGGUUCAGCCAGAGUGGACAUCUUACAUUACACCAUAGAACCCACACUGGAGAGAAACCAUAUAAAUGCACUGAGUGUGGAAAGAGCUUCAGGAGCAUUGGAGCUCUUACUUCUCACCAAAGAACCCACUCGGGAGCUAAACCAUAUGAAUGCUUGGAGUGUGGGAAGAGCUUCAGCCAGAGUGGAGAUCUUAAAAACCAUCAUAGAACCCACACUGGGGAGAAGCCACAUGAAUGCUUGCAGUGUGGAAAGAGCUUCAGCCAGAGUACAAAUCUUGCAUCACACUGUAGAACUCACACUGGGGAAAAGCCAUAUGAAUGUUUGCAGUGUAGAAAGAGCUUUAGAAGUGGAAGAUACCUUUCAUUACACCACAGAACCCACACUGGGGAGAAACCAUAUGAAUUCUCGGAAUGUGGAAAUAGCUUCAGUCAGGGUGGACAUCUUAAAUGACAUCAUAGAGCCCACCCUGGAAAGAAAGCAUAUGAAUUCUCAGAGUGUGGAAAGAGCCUUAGCAGGAAUGACACUCUUAGUUUACACCUUAGAACACAUACUGGGUAGAAAUCACAUACGUGUUUGGAAUUUGGACAGAGGUUCAGCAGGAUUGAAUCCUUUACUAAGCAUCAUAGAAUCCACACUGGGGAGAACCCAUUUAAAUUGCUUUGUGUGUGGCAAGAUCUUCAGCUGGAAUGAUUAACUUCUUAUACAUCAUAGAAACCAUGCUUGCAGUGUGGAAAGAUCUUCAGGAGAAAGCAAUUCCUUAUUGCACAUGCGCCAACUCACACCUUUAUAAAUCAUAAACAUGAAACUUCAGACAAGCCUCGGAAUCUUUCUCAUUUGUGUGAAAUAUGAAACCUAAGAUUUCUUCGUUUGAUUCCAUUUGCUUUUACCUUUGUUGCUUUUGUAGUAUCUUGGGAACCAGUGUUGGCAGAUGUGAUUUUGUGUCUCUGUUAUGUACAAAUCUGCAUAAUUGGUUCAAAUUAAUUAAUGAAUAUUACUGUU